AUGUCAAAGGAUAUGAGCAGCUGCUUAGAAUCCCUUCCUAGCUGUGAUAGCUCAGGGUCUGGCGAGCAUCUUUUGCCUGCUCCAGGUACCUCUUGGGCUUCAUCAGGACAGGAUGAAGAUGAGUUAGAUGACUCCUUACUGGAACUCUCAGAUGGAGAAGAAGACGACAGUCCCUUCAGUUACACUGAAGAAGAGAUUCAGGAGCUUUUGAGGGAUGAUGCUUCCCCAAACGAUCAGUCCCCUCUGGGUGGAGGGCUAAAAAAUGCAGGUGGUCAAAUGGAGAAAGUGGGGAGAGAUAGUUGUGUGUCACUUGACUCUCCCCAAGACAUAAAUUCACCAUGUAGCUUGGAGCUUGGAGCUGGGCCAGCCAGCAUCCUCCAGCUACCGCAGGUAAGUACACCAGCUAGUCACAGCCUCACUCCCACCAAACUGUCUAGCAGACACUGUGCACCAGAAAAGAAUCUUUUGAAAGUAACCACUGUCCCACCAUUUAAGCCAAUCGUUUGGAAAGGUGCACUUGGAAAAGAUAAGAUGGAAUCCUCCAAAGACACCUGCAGGAACGCAGACCGCUUCGGAAGACCUUCCCAUCCAGGGGAAGGUGGGAGCAAAGACGGCGCUAGUAGUAAUAACAGCAAACCUUUGACUGGGCAUGAAGAAACUUAUUCUGCUAGCUCUGUUUGGGAAGGACCUUUGUCUCCUUCCAAAGGUAACCCUCCACAGAUGGUCUAUGGGACCAAAAUGCCUUGUCAUGAUGUGCCUACCCCUUUAAUCUCUCUGACCUUGGAACCGACAGGUAGCCCCUCUGAUGGGAAAUCAUCUUUGGGGAAUAGGAGACAUAAAAUCAGUGGUGCAAGCCAGUGCCCAGCUGUUCCCUCAUCAUCAGGCAAACGCAUCAUCCUAGAUAAGGAUUCUGGGAAGAUGGUGGGACACGAGACAAGAAGAAUGAACAAAAUUGCCCCACUCCUACCAAUGAGAGCAAGGAUUAAGUAUCCGAGAUUUUCACAAGCAGAACCAGAACCCAAGAUGCAGAUUUCACUCAAGAAUGGUAUCACUCAUGUACCAAAACCUAGGGCUCUGAACCAGGGGUCCUUAGGUGAGUUGUAUGCCUUGAUGAACCGAGUCGCUAGUGUGGAACAUCAAAUCCGGAAUCACAGGUGGCAGCACCUUUCAGCCCUCACCAUGAUAAACUACCCCCGGUUCAGGCAGAGGCCUCUACAGAGGUACAGCCUGACUUAGUGGACAGACAGACCUCAUGGAGCCAUUGUGGGUCUCAGGGCCUUGGGCUCCCCUAGGGUCCGGAUUCAGAGCGGGGAGGUAAGGGAGCACUGUCGUUGGUCCUAUCGUCGCUACCCUUCCCAUUCCCAUCUCCAAUCGUCCGCCUACCAUUCUCCCCCGCCACCCCGAAGGCAGCCGAGGCGCCCCCGCCCCUCCCGGUACGCAGCACUGGUGAAGCUGCCCCUCCUGGGUUCCCGACGGGAGCACGCCCAGCUCCGGCUGUUGCCGCGCGCCAUUGUACCCCGCUGGGGCUCGGUCCGCCUGCUUCUGUGCGCCUUCGGUCCAUCGGGCUCCUCUUCUCUCCCGCUGCUGGCUAGGCCAGGGAGCUGA
Messenger RNA from Trichosurus vulpecula (common brushtail), 1605 nucleotides. Its product is annotated as S100P-binding protein-like. Gene Ontology annotation, cellular component: cytosol; nucleus. Gene Ontology annotation, molecular function: calcium-dependent protein binding. Lineage: Eukaryota; Metazoa; Chordata; Mammalia; Diprotodontia; Phalangeridae. The record is from RefSeq and is a predicted model, not a curated record. The transcript is spliced from 2 exons.